Molecule: messenger RNA, 4003 nt
Organism: Anopheles funestus (African malaria mosquito)
Lineage: Eukaryota; Metazoa; Arthropoda; Insecta; Diptera; Culicidae
Gene: AcCoAS
Product: acetyl-coenzyme A synthetase
Exons: 7
Coding region: 744-2753 (669 amino acids)
Molecular function (GO): AMP binding; acetyl-CoA synthetase activity
Source: RefSeq, a predicted model, not a curated record
UGUGCCGCAUGGUAACGCUCAUUCAUUGUAAGCAGCUCAAACCGUUCGCUUCGUGGAAGCUGCCGGUACGUAGCAUCGUGUGCGCGUAGUGUUUUGAUCCUUCCAAACAAACGCGAUAAAUAAAAGAAAAGAUACAAAAAACAGAUUGUGAUACCAGAAACGUGAAAAUUAGUCCCGCAGUAGGCUUAGUGAAAUUGUUGCUCUCUGUCUCUCGACGUCUUUUUUUGGGGUGAAAAUUACGCACCAUUUUCGUGAGAGCGAGAGUAUGGAGUGAGACAAAAACAACAACAAAAAGCUACUAACCCCUCAACAGUGACAGAAAUCAUAUGCGCGCAGUACCGAACGAAAACAACGUGUGACCAUAGUGGCUGGUGUAUUGUGAACCUUUCUCACCUUGCCUCUUCGCUUGGCGUGUUUGGCGCGUGUGUUCGUGUGCAUAACAAAACGGUCUACUUCGAUGAGUGUGAGUGGAAAAGUGGAAAAUUCUCUCUGCGUGAGGAACGAAUUUUUGCAACAACGCGGUCAGUCGUCUGUGUGAAACGAAACCCGAAACUGUCAAGGUGUCAAGUCAGUCCGUUCCGUUCCCGUAGGUGAGGACACCUCCAAAGAUACCUCGGGCAGCUUAUAUACCUUAUCCAGUGUGGUUUAGCAAAUCGUACCGCACCUUCACUAGAAUAGUGGUGAACGCAUCGAGUGUUUGUGUUUUUCGAAGUUGAACCAGUGACCCUACAUUACCCGUAACCAUGCCAUCGGAACCGGAAAAGGUUUUCAAUCCACAUUCGGAUGUCGCCAGCAAGGCGUACAUCAACAGUAUGCAGCAGUACCAGGAGUUUUACCAGCAGUCGUUGGAAAAUCCGGCCCAGUUUUGGUCGAAUGUGGCCAAACAAUUUCACUGGGAAACGCCGUACGAUCCGAAGAACUUUUUCUCGUACAACUUCGACAUCUCCAAGGGACCCAUCUUCGUCAAGUGGAUGGAGGGUGCCUCAACGAACAUUUGCUACAAUUUGCUGGAUCGAAAUGUAAAGAAUGGGCUCGGCGACACCGUUGCAUACUACUGGGAAGGAAAUCACCCGGAUGACUACAGUCGGCUGACGUACAGGAAGCUGUUGGAGGAAGUGUGCCGUUUUGCGAACGUGCUGAAGAGCCAUGGCGUACAGAAGGGUGACCGGGUAUCGAUCUACAUGCCCAUGACCAUGGAGCUGCCGGUUGCUAUGCUGGCGUGUGCGAGAAUCGGUGCCGUUCACUCGAUUGUGUUUGCCGGCUUCUCGUCUGAUUCGUUGGCGGAACGUAUGCACGACUGUCAGGCGAAGGUGUUGAUCACCGCCGACGGUGCCUGGCGUGGUGAGAAAAUCCUUCAGCUGAAGGAUAUCUGUGAUACUGCAAUGGACAAGGCGGAAGAGCUCGGCCAUCAUGUGCAGACCUGUAUCGUAGUGUCGCACAUCAACCGUGUCACACCCGGCAAAGAAGAUUGGGACGGUUCGUUUGAUACUCCCUGGAGGGAUGGACGUGACUUCUGGUGGCAUCAGGAGAUGGAAGAGGCAGAGCCGGCAUGCUAUCCCGAGUGGAUGUCAGCGGAAGAUCCACUCUUUAUGCUGUACACUAGUGGUUCUACUGGAAAACCAAAAGGCGUGCUGCAUACCACGGCCGGCUAUUUGUUGUACGCGGCUACGACGUUUAAAAUCGUGUUCGACUACAAACCGCUCGAUAUUUACUGGUGCACGGCUGACAUUGGUUGGAUAACCGGACACACGUACGUUCUGUAUGGUCCGUUGGCAAAUGGUGCUACCUCGGUCAUGUUUGAAGGUACACCAUUCUUCCCCGAUACGGAUCGUUACUGGGAGAUUAUCGACAAGUAUAAGGUGACACAGUUCUACACUGCACCAACCGCCAUUCGUUCGCUGAUGAAGUUUGGUGACGAGCCGGUGUUGAAACAUGAUCUUUCUACGUUGAGAGUUUUGGGGAGUGUCGGUGAGCCGAUCAAUCCGGAAGCGUGGCUUUGGUACUAUCGCGUGAUCGGCAAGGAACGUUGCUCGAUUGUGGAUACCUUCUGGCAGACGGAAACAGGUGGACAUGUCAUCACGCCACUACCAGGAGCAACACCGAUGAAACCGGGCUCUGCCUCGUUCCCGUUCUUUGGUGUGAAACCAACACUGCUAGACGAAAGUGGCACGGAAAUCAAAGGCGAAGGUGAAGGAUACCUCGUGUUUUCGCAACCUUGGCCGGGAAUGAUGCGCACCCUGUUUAACAAUCAUCCACGCUAUGAGUCGACAUAUUUUUCAAAGUUUAAUGGUUACUACUGCACGGGUGAUGGUGCUCGUCGUGAUGCGGACGGCUAUUACUGGGUAACUGGGCGUGUGGACGAUAUGCUGAACGUGUCUGGGCAUCUGAUGUCCACUUCGGAAGUCGAAUCGGUGUUGACCGAGCAUCCACGUGUUUCGGAAGCAGCUGUCGUUUCACGGCCACAUCCAGUCAAGGGUGAAUGUUUGUACUGUUUCAUCACACCGAACCAGAACGAAGCGUUCGAUAAAACACUAAUCAGUGAGCUAAAGGUGCUGGUGCGGGAACGCAUCGGUCCGUUUGCCCAGCCAGAUGUUAUUCAGCAUGCGCCGGGUUUACCGAAAACUCGGUCCGGGAAGAUUAUGCGACGAGUACUGCGCAAGGUGGCAAUCAACGAUCGUGAUGUAGGCGACACAUCCACCUUGGCGGACGAAGCGAUCAUCGAACAAUUGUUUGCAAAUCGGCCUACAAACUAAACGACACCGAAAAUCAUUAAUGCAACCGUUCGUUGCAGAUCGUCGUCGUCGUCGUCGUUGUCGAUGAUGCUAUAGUUCUAAGCAAAGGGUGCAGAGUUUCGAUGGGAAUGGAACUCACAUCGAUUGUUUUAGGUAUCUCACUGGAAAGGAUAAGUUUCUGUCGGCUUUUUCUGUACCAUAACCUACCUGCACAUUACACCGAAAGGGACAAAUACGCAUACAACUUACGCAUACGCAUAUCGAAAACUAAUGCUGGACAUCGGGGAACAAAUGGAAAACAGAGCAACAAAGCAAGACGCGCAGAUAGCGAAAAGCAUCCUUGAAAUUCGAGAAUACGUGCAUUUGGGGUAGUGAAAACAAAUGGCAUGGUGCAGGAAUACCAUGCAUACAAAACCACACGCAGCAGCUCGAAUUUAUCGCGCGAAGGUACCGAACGAUGGUAUCGGAAAACAAAUCUUCCCACCAGUGGGAGAUCGUAAGGAUUUCAGUGCUGUAGCUUUAAGAGAUGCCAGGUGGGAAGACGGUUAGAUUGGCUCUGGUUGAUCUGAUUGGAUGAAACAUACUUUAAGUAGCUGUUAUUGCAUUCUAACAUAUUUAAGGCUAUAUUUGUUUUAGUAUUAAAUGUUUGCUAGAGCCACGGUGCUCAUCUGUGCUGGGUGGAACUAUCUGCCGCUUCUCGUUUGUUGGCAAUCUCAAAAUGGAAAGCAAAUGCUUCACUUUUAAAUUAAUUUUGCAUCGAUUAAAUCCAGUCACAAGAAAUGUUACACUGUUAGACAACGAGAAAAGCGGGAAUAUUUAGACGAGAGAGACAGAAGGGCGAAAGUGUUAUCAGAAAACCUAUUUAGAAAAGGGUUAGGAAUGUCGCAGAGCGAUGUUUUGGGAAGAGACACACAAAAACUAGGUCAGUGUGGAGAAUGCGAAGCAUACUAUGAGUUAAUGAGAAAGUGCACGAAUACAUACAGCCACACAAGAACAUUUUCCUUUUCCUCAUACUCCUUUUCCCAUCCUCCCACACACACACACGUACGUUAUCGUAAGAUGAUAGCAUUUCUUCCUUUUUUCCCAGUGUGUAGUUUCUACCGCCAUACUAUACAUACCAAUCGCGGAAGAGAUAGAGAGAGCGAGUAAUACCAUGGAUAUUCAGUUAAUCAUUUUUAUUAUUUUCACUGCUUUUAUUUUUCGCUUAUAAGUUUUACCACAAAUAAACACUCACAACGCUUGUCUAUGGCACCGUACCUAUACACUUGAAA